This is a messenger RNA of Penaeus vannamei (Pacific white shrimp), 3946 nucleotides long. Its product is annotated as tRNA (34-2'-O)-methyltransferase regulator WDR6. NCBI's taxonomy places the organism in Eukaryota, Metazoa, Arthropoda, Malacostraca, Decapoda, Penaeidae. Gene Ontology annotation, molecular function: protein binding. Gene Ontology annotation, cellular component: cytoplasm. Gene Ontology annotation, biological process: tRNA methylation. The record is from RefSeq and is a predicted model, not a curated record.
AACUCAGCUGAUCGUUGUAAACACGAGGCUGUGAAAAGCUCUUCUUCAGGGGAGAUCGACAUUAGUCUAAAACCGUAUGACAAGAAAGAAGAAGAAAAAUGUUAGACCUUUAAAAACGAAAACAAGAAAAAUAAGAACUUAAUUUAGUCAUCAAUAUGGUUUCUAUUAAAAAUGUAUUGUUGACAACUCAGAUAACCGCUUUAGAGGUGAAAUUAGAUUAUGUAUUCUUGGGUGAGGGACAAUACUUACAUAUUCACCAUUUGAACAGUGGCAACAGACUUGCAACCCACAAAGUCUUUGAUGCUGCUGUUGUCCAUGGCAUUAAUAUAAGACCGGUGAAAAAUGAAGAGAGCAGGCACUGGGUGGUUGGUGUUUGGGGGCAGAAGAGCCUGGCUUUACUGCUAUAUAAACAUCUUCCAGGGAAUGAAAUAAAUUCACUAAUUGAAGAAAGAAGAUUUGAAGAUUGGAUUAUUGAUGCAGUCUUAGAAGAUAAUUUGUCACACAUUGUACUUGCAACUGCACACAACUCGCUAAUCAGAUACAAACUGCAGUAUUCUAAAGAUCUUGAAGAGCAAACUUAUCAGGGUACCUUUGUGGAAAGUGAGGGAAAUUGCCCAGCACAUGAAGAAAAAAAGGAUUUUGUUCAGUGGCAGAAUAAGAGUCAUUUGGGUUUUCCAGCAAAGACUGAACUUUUGACCUGGAAAAACACAAGAUGGAAGCCAGACAGAUGUGUGUUGGUAAAGGUAGACUGCACAGAGAACUGCAUUCUAUACUGUGGCCAUAUAGUGCUAAUGGCUGGAAACUGGGAGAGUGCUGUACUUUUGGCUGGUACAGUGUUCAGCCAAGUCCUGAUAUGGGGUCCUUGGGGCUGUACAGAUCCAAGGGGAAGGGUUGCACCGAUGCACUGUCUGUCAGGUCAUGAGGGUGUCUUGUUCUCGAUCAACUUUUCUGCUGCUCAGGGCCUCCUCACCACAACCUCAGAUGACAGAACUCUCAGAAUGUGGAGCAUAAUACCAAAGUACCCCUUAAGCGACACACACUCCCCUCCUUCCAUUCAGGUAUUUAACAAAGAGCAAGUGCAACGGUACUGGUUAGAUGCAGAGAUCACAGAGAAGCACAUCUGCUAUGGUCAUGGGGCAAGAGUUUGGCAGUCUCUCAUCUUGUCCUCCUGUGUGGUGAGUGUCGGAGAGGAUUCAAAGGUGUGUGUAUGGGACCAGCAAGGGAGGCUUGUUAGUUGGUGGAAGGCUCAUGAUGGCUCGUGUGUUUGGAAUGUAGCAGCAUCAGAAGAUGAGGGCCAAUUGGUUACUGGAGGAGGAGAUGGCAGCGUCAAGACAUGGAGCUUAAAUGUAACAGAUUCCCCAAAGGCAGAACCUCUCCUAAAUGGUCCAUGGUGUCUUACAGAGAAAGAAACCCCAUUAAUUGAAAAUGAACAUAGUAAAGUUACAGAUGUUUCCCCUCAGCUACUGGCAUCAGGAAAAGAUGAAGGAUACAAGUUAGAAAUGUUGAAGAAUAGUGAAGUUUUUGAAGAUUUUGAUUUUGAAGGGGCUGAGACAAUUAAGAGGUGUACUAAAAAUAAUUCUGAUCAACUGCCAAAGGCAAAUGACUUUCCACGAUGUGUUGCACUAGUUGGAGUUAACCAAUUUCUUCUAGCAAUGGACAGUGGACGCUUAUUCCAGUGGCAUUCUGAACAUGCCACUUGGACACUGGUUUGGGAUGAUCCAAGAAUGCGAAAAUAUGUCAUAAUGGACACGAGUUCAGACCAGAAAAAAAUUGCAGUGGGAAUGCUGUGUGGUGUUGUCCUUAUCUUCAGAAUAACAGGUAAUGGUAACUGGGAAAAACACUUAGAAGCCACACUCUGCCAAGGGAAAGUAUUUAGCCUUCUGUGGCUAGGUUCUGAUCGCAUCCUUGCUUGUGGGCCUGAUGGUGACAUCGUGACCUGGAGACUCCUGGAAGUCCAAGGUUCAAUGGUGAAGGAAAGGAAUCACACCCUACCUCCUUGUAAACAACGUUGGGUAUCAGCUGCCUGCAUUGCACCGUCAACAGUCCCAGGAGGUUAUGGUCUGAUCUGCGGGGAUAGAGCUGGCAGUCUACACCUGUAUCACCAGGAGGACUCAGUGCCAAGGCAGAGCAUCCGUGGGAUCCAUGGUAAGAAUGGGGUAACAAGCCUUGUCAUCCAUGAAGGUUUCAUCUACAGCUCAGGACGAGAUGGAUGUGUUCGUCAAUUAAAGCUCUUCGAUGAGGGCAUACAGGUGCUCACAGUCACAAGGGUCAGCAAUGUGACCUGGGUAGCUCAGGUCAUAUUUCUUCAAGGGAGACCUCUGGCCCUCUGCUUCCAUGAUGUCAACCUCAAAUUGUGGAACCUUGCUGAAGAUCAAGCAGUGGUGGAAGUUGAGUGCGGAGGUGGCCACCGAUCAUGGGCUCUCCAUGCAUCAAGAUCGGAGGACAAACUGGUCUUCUUCUUCGUUAAAGAUGGGAUACCUUGCAUCUUUCGCACAACAUUGGCUGACAAGCUUAUGCCAAUGAUUAAGAACCCAGUAAACACUCGUGAAACAAUGUGCCUACAAACACUUUUUCAUGUGGAAGGUAAAACGUUCUUUGCGAUGGGAGGUGAAGACACAACUUUACGUAUCCAUUCUGUCCAUGGUCUCGAGAGCCACAGAUCACUUUGUGUCGUGCGCAGUCACAUUUCUAACAUCAGGGCUCUGUGUCGCAUAGAAUGGGAAGGAGCAAGUAAUCCAGCAGGUUUGGAUAGAAGUGUUUGGCUCGUGUCUGGGGGUGGAAGGGCACAGAUGAAACUGUGGGAAGUCGCCCCCAAUUACAUUUCACAGAAGAACCUACCAAAUGCAGGUAGUGGGCAUCAGGAAAAAGUCCCAGUAGCAAGGAGCAAAGAAGAAAACACUCAUCAGCAAGAACAACAUUCACAAAAGGAUAACACUUCAGUAACAUGCAACUCAAGCAGAGAAAAGAUGCUGAGUGUUGGUUGCAGGGAGGUUACAUCCCACAUGAUUCGCACAGGAAGUAACAAGACCUGGAAGAGCCAGGAACUGACCUUUGACCCUGAAACACGUUACAUGGAUGCCAAUGCUUUCUGGAUCACUGAUAAGCUAGCAGUGAUUGUCUUAGCCUCAUCUGAUGGUGUUUUGAGGGUCUUUGUGUUCAGUCGAUGCACUGAGAAACUGAAGCUGGUGUGUGCCCGUGCAUGUGACCACUGCCUCCUGAAGGUGGUCAGAGUACCAAUCCAGACACAACACAUCCUUGCCUCUGCUGGCACUGAUGGAAGGGUUGUAUUCUGGGAUAUGAAGUCCAUUGUAAAUUGGUUAUACACGCCUAAUGUUGCAGUCGACAAUCCACCCCCUUCGCUGGAACUGCAUCAACUAGCUGUCGUCCAAAGUCAUCAAUCUGGUGUCAACAGUUUAUCAAUCAACUACCACGGCAAACCCACAGAUGUUGAGAGUUAUAGGAGUAGCUUAACUCUGGCAACUGGAGGGGAUGAUAAUAAGCUGUCUGUUUGGGAUGUGAUAAUAGACACUUCAGAGGAUGGCUUAACAAAAAUUGCUGUUGAUUUUCUCUGCUGUGCGAUUGGACAUGCUUCACAAAUUACUGGCCUGGAAUGGAUAUCGCCUAACUUGCUAGUCAGCACUUCAGUUGACCAGAGAGUUAUUGUGUGGGAGCUCUGCCACACAGACACCCCAGGAAGUGCAACAAGAACGUAUCUGAAAGCCACACGUUCAGCAUAUACUGGUGUACCCGAUGUAAAAGGUUUGACUGUGAUUCCUAUAAAUAAGAACAGUUCCAACACCAAUAAUUCUGAAACUGAUUUGCUACAGAGGCUUUUUGUGUAUGGUGUUGGAUUACAGGUUUAUGAUUUAGAUACUUCUACAGGGGAAUUAUGAUAGUUUUUUUUAUAUAUUUUUAACUGACAAAUAAAGCAUGUGAAGUGGAACUA